UACCAAAAAAUGAGACAAUUCAGUACCUCCUCCGUAGUUAUUAUAGAGAGAGAAACACAGUUGUAGAGAGAGAGAGAGAGAGAGAGAGGGAGAGGAGCCAUGUCUCCAGCGUAUCCAACCGCCGGAAACAAGAAAUUCCGGUCAAUCACUGCCUGCGACGCGUCUGCCGUAACUGACAUGUCGAUCGCGGCGGACCUGGACGGGACGCUCCUGAUCUCUCGAUCGUCGUUCCCGUACUUCAUGCUGGUGGCGAUCGAAGCCGGGAGCCUCCUCCGCGGUCUCGUUCUGCUAAUCUCCUUCCCCCUCAUCGCAGUCGCCUACUUGUUUGUCUCCGAAGCUCUGGCCAUCCAGAUGCUCAUCUUCAUCUCCUACGCAGGGCUCAAGAUCCGAGACAUCGAGCUCACGUCUCGGGCCGUGCUUCCGAGAUUUUAUGCAGCGGACGUGAGGGCGGAGAGCUUCAAUGUGUUCGAUAAGUGUCGGAGGAAGGUGGUGGUGACGGCGAAUCCAACGGUGAUGGUGGAGACUUUCGUGAGGGAGUAUUUGGGAGGGGAUAAGGUGUUGGGAACGGAGAUCGAAGUGAAUCCGAAGACGAAGAGGGCCACCGGAUUCGUGAAGAGUCCCGGGAUAUUGAUAGGAAAAUGGAAGAAACUGGCUGUUAUGGAGGAGUUUGGUGGGGGCGAAAUGCCUGAUAUAGGGAUCGGAGAUCGCGAGUCUGAUCACGAUUUCAUGUCCAUCUGCAAGGAGGGCUACAUGGUGCACCCUGACAAAUCAGCAAAGCCGGUACCUCUUGAUCGCCUCAAAAGCCCAAUCAUCUUCCACGACGGCCGAUUAGUCCAGCCCCCAACCCCGCUUAACGUGCUGCUCACCUACGUUUGGCUGCCAUUUGGCUUCAUGUUGUCCCUCAUUCGUGUCUACUUCAACCUCCCCCUUCCCGAGCGUGUCGUACGCCACUCCUAUCGUAUGCUCGGCAUCAACCUCGUCAUCCGUGGCAAUCCGCCGCCGGCCCCAUCCCCUGGGACUCCUGGAAACCUCUACGUGUGCAAUCACCGUACAGCCCUCGACCCGAUCAUCAUUUCCAUUGCACUCAAACGUAAAGUCUCAUGCGUGACAUAUAGCGUAAGCCGCCUCUCCAGGUUCAUGUCACCUAUCCCGGCUAUUGCUCUGACCCGUGAUCGCGAGGCGGAUGCAGCCCGGAUCAAAGAGCUGCUCCAGAAGGGUGAUCUAGUGGUUUGUCCAGAGGGGACCACGUGCCGCGAGCCCUACUUGCUCCGGUUCAGUGCUCUAUUCGCUGAAUUAAGCGAUAGAAUAGUGCCCGUUGCAAUGAAUGUUAAGCAGAACAUGUUCCAAGGGACCACAGUGCGUGGGUGGAAGUUUUGGGACCCGUAUUUCUACUUCAUGAACCCGAGGCCAAGCUACGAGAUUACGUUCCUUGACCGGUUGCCGGAGGAGAUGACUUGCAAGGGUGGAAAAUCGUCAUUCGAGGUGGCCAACCACGUGCAGAAGGUGUUGGGUGGGGUGUUGGGCUUUGAGUGCACCCAAUUGACUAGGAAAGAUAAGUAUUUGUUGUUAGGAGGGAAUGAUGGGAAAGUUGAAUCCAUGUACUCCAAGAAGAAGUGAAUACGGAAGGGAAGUUUGAUACAUACUGAACUCAUAUUCUGUCAUGGGUAUCGUGGUCAUUUGAGAGGUUGAGAGGGAAGAUUUCCUCAGGUGGGGGUGAAGGGUAAUAUGUGUACCUGUUUGGGUUUUUUCGUAUUUGGUUUGUGAAGCAUUGUUAAGAAUUCUCCAGUGGGAAUUUGCUUAAAUUGAUCUGUACUUAAUAUGAUCAUUAAAGCAAAUGAAAUAGUCAAAUUUGUAAGUGCUUGGAGAUCCAUAGAAAGUGAUACGUAUUCAACUUGGUUGCUAUAUUUAAUUGAAGCUUACUCAACGUAUUGAA
Molecule: messenger RNA, 1933 nt
Organism: Rhododendron vialii
Lineage: Eukaryota; Viridiplantae; Streptophyta; Magnoliopsida; Ericales; Ericaceae
Product: probable glycerol-3-phosphate acyltransferase 8
Exons: 3
Coding region: 100-1617 (505 amino acids)
Biological process (GO): cutin biosynthetic process
Cellular component (GO): membrane
Molecular function (GO): glycerol-3-phosphate 2-O-acyltransferase activity; phosphatase activity
Source: RefSeq, a predicted model, not a curated record